Hordeum vulgare subsp. vulgare (domesticated barley) is the source of this 902-nucleotide messenger RNA. Its product is annotated as LIM domain-containing protein PLIM2b-like. The coding region runs from base 105 to 716 and encodes 203 amino acids. The record is from RefSeq and is a predicted model, not a curated record. Lineage: Eukaryota; Viridiplantae; Streptophyta; Magnoliopsida; Poales; Poaceae. Gene Ontology annotation, cellular component: actin cytoskeleton; plasma membrane. Gene Ontology annotation, biological process: actin filament bundle assembly. Gene Ontology annotation, molecular function: actin filament binding. The transcript is spliced from 5 exons.
GAAGAAGCGAUUGGAAAUAACGAGAGGCUACGCGCGCGCGCAGUGCUUCGUACGUACGUGCCAGCAGGCCGGCGCCGCCGUCGUCGUCGUACGUCACCGACAACAUGUCUUUCACCGGCACGCAGGACAAGUGCUCGGCGUGCGAAAAGACGGUCCACUUCAUCGACCUCCUCACGGCCGACGGCGUCAUCUACCACAAGACCUGCUUCAAAUGCAGCCACUGCAAAGGGAUCCUCUCGAUGUGCAGCUAUUCUUCCAUGGACGGUGUCCUCUACUGCAAGACGCACUUCGAGCAGCUCUUCAAGGAGACAGGGAGCUUCUCAAAGAAGUUCACACCGGGUAACAAAUCUGGCGACAAGAGUGAACUGACAAGGGCCCCAAGCAAGCUAUCCGCUGCCUUCUCCGGUACUCAGGAUAAGUGUGCAGCCUGCACGAAAACAGUGUAUCCACUCGAAAAGAUGACUCUGGAGGGCGAUGCAUACCACAAGAGCUGCUUCAAGUGCUCCCACGGGGGCUGCAUCCUAACCACCUCCUCCUAUGCCGCCCUCAACGGCGUCUUGUACUGCAAGAUCCAUUUCGGGCAACUGUUCAUGGAGAGAGGAAGCUACAGCCACAUGAAGAAGAAGAGCCCCUCGCAGGAGGUGUUGCCCGAUUUGGUGGCGGCGGCCGAAGGGCAACCGGAGGCAGAGGCGGCACCGCCGCAAGAUGGGGAAUAGAGAGGAAAAUUAGGAAAACACGGAACUUAUAUACACAUCACAGCCUGUAACUCAUGUUGUUACCUUUUCUACAUUGCUGCUUUAUUCCCCCCUAUUUUUUGGUUCCUCUGUGAGCUUGGUUUGUCAAGCUGUAAGUACUGUACUAAUACCUUCCUUUCUAUAUGAGACUCGUGACAACCGUGGCAA